CUCCUGUCUUCUCCGUGUCGGACUGCAGUUGAGCUCCACCAGCAGACCCAGGUGGACCGGCAGACCCAGGUGGACCGGAAGACCCAGGUAGCGCGAGGAGCUCAGACCGAUGUGAACUCCGGACCUGCUCUUUUUUUUAAUUUCCACUUGUUUUCUGGUUUAGUUUUUUUGAACCGUUUGAGAUGCCGGUGCAGAUCCCGGACGACUCGGACUUCUCCUCGUUCAAAGACCAGUGUCUGAGCUCCGAGGGCUGGAUCAGCCGCUACAACAAGGGCGGGGUGACGGUGUGGUGCCGCGAGGAGGAGAGCCGGAGCGUCCAGAAGCUCAAGAUGAGGAUAGUGUGUAAGGACGUGACGGCGGAGACGCUGUACGACGUCCUCCAUGACACCAACUACCGCAGGAAGUGGGACACCAACAUGAUCGACACGUACGACAUCGGCAGGCUGACCGCCAACGCCGACAUCGGAUAUUACUCCUGUCAGUUCGUCAGUGGUUUGAGGAAAUGCCCGAGCCCUCUGAAGAACAGAGACUUUGUGACGAUGAGAUCUUGGCUUCCUCUCGGCAACGACUACCUGAUCAUCAACUACUCCGUCAAACACCCGCAACAUCCCCCUAAGAAGGACUACGUCCGAGCCGUGUCCCUACUGACCGGAUACCUGAUCCAGUCCAACGGAGCCAACUGCUCCACCCUGUACUACCUGACCCAGGUGGACCCCAAAGGUUCGUUACCUAAGUGGGUGGUGAACAGAGUCUCCCAGUUUGUGGCGCCAAAGGCGAUGAGGAAGAUCUACAAGGCGUCCCUGAAGUAUCCGGAGUGGAAGAGGAAGCACAACCCGAACCUGAAGCCGUGGAUGUUCCCGGAGCAGAACACGCUGCCCUGCGUCAGCGUGUCGGAGCUGACGCUGCAGCGAGCCGACUCUCUGGAGAACAUCGACGAGAGCGGCCUGAGCGAGGAGACGCGCCACAGCGACGAAGAGACUUAGACCUCCCGACAGACUGACACGGCGACGCUCCUCCUGUCUGAUUUCCUGUUUGUUGGUCACGCUGAUGAGAGCCGGACUGUUUCUAUCUGAUCACGUUUGACCUUCUCCGAUGACCUGUCAGCUUUAUUUCCCAUCAGCACGUCUGUCUGUAACGUUCAGUGUUAAACGGGUUUUUCCAGCUUCAGUUGGUUCGGCUGAUGAUGAAAGCCUCUGCACAUCCUCGCAGGUGUUCUCAGGCGAUCUGCUCACUAAACAGCAUGUUCUAACAAGGUUAUUUUUGACUUUUUUCUAAAUUGUAUUCUCUUUUGCAUCAAUAAAAAGAACAUACAGUGGAA
This is a messenger RNA of Micropterus salmoides (largemouth bass), 1318 nucleotides long. RefSeq names its product StAR-related lipid transfer (START) domain containing 15 (gene stard15). The record is from RefSeq and is a predicted model, not a curated record. Bases 183 to 983 code for a protein of 266 amino acids. Lineage: Eukaryota; Metazoa; Chordata; Actinopteri; Centrarchiformes; Centrarchidae. The transcript is spliced from 6 exons. Gene Ontology annotation, molecular function: lipid binding.